Messenger RNA from Branchiostoma floridae (Florida lancelet), 1708 nucleotides. RefSeq names its product probable serine carboxypeptidase CPVL. Gene Ontology annotation, biological process: proteolysis. The record is from RefSeq and is a predicted model, not a curated record. The transcript has 13 exons. NCBI's taxonomy places the organism in Eukaryota, Metazoa, Chordata, Leptocardii, Amphioxiformes, Branchiostomatidae. Bases 225 to 1670 code for a protein of 481 amino acids. Gene Ontology annotation, molecular function: serine-type carboxypeptidase activity.
GUUGUUUACAAACACCGGUCCGAUACCACGUUUACGAUAGCGGCGUGCGAAUCAUAUGACUGCAGUUCACAGCGGUCAGGUCAAACCGGUAGUUCACAUCUGCACAUGCCGUACACUACUGGCACUGCGGUUCUCAACAUUACAAGGACGCAGUUUAUAUCGCACUGUGCAUAAUAGCACAGCGUUUCCAUUGAAGCGGUUGCGAAAGACUCAGGAAUAAGACGAUGCAGGGGCUAAGGUGCAGUAUCGUGUUUCUCGCGGUGAUCCUGGUAUCCCAGAAGUCCACAGCGCUCAGUCCGAGUCGCGGCGGCCCGUUCCGUGCCAUGUUUCCCAGGGUGCACCAUGAUAUCCAGCAGGGUCAGGACUACGGCGACCCGCUCUUCCUCACUCCUUAUUUGGAACAGGGCAUGGCAGAGAAAGCCCGAACCCUUAGUGAGGUGCAUCUCCCCGGCACAUCAGUCAACAGCUUCUCCGGCUACCUGACUGUCAACAAAACCUACAGCAGUAACUUGUUCUUCUGGUUCUUCCCUGCUCUGUCGGACCCAGAGAAUGCACCAGUGCUCCUGUGGCUUCAGGGAGGGCCGGGUGGUACGGACAUGUACGGGCUCUUCACAGAGACGGGGCCCUUCUAUAUCACAGAGGACGCGCAGUUGAUGAGUCGAAAGGUGACCUGGGCUUCUUCUUACUCCAUGCUGUACAUUGACAACCCUGUCGGAACAGGAUUCAGUUUCACCAAGUCUGAUGCUGGAUUCUCCACAAAUCAGGAAGAAGUAGCUGAUAAUCUCUACAAUGCACUGCUGCAGUUUUACCAAAUCUAUCCAGAUUUCCAAAAGAGGGACUUCUAUGUCACUGGAGAGUCCUAUGCAGGAAAGUAUGUCCCAGCACUGAGCUACAAGAUCCACAUGGAGAACCCCACAGCCAAGUUCAAGAUCAACUUCAAAGGCAUGGCCAUCGGCGACGGGCUGUGUGAUCCCAUAAAUCAAUACCCCGCCCUGCCAAACUUCCUGUUCAACACUGGGCUGUGUGAUCAGAACCAGGCCGUGGCGGUCGGAGCAGCCGUGAACCUGCUGGUGACGCAGAUCAGCGAAAAGCUCUACACAGAAGCUUUUAAGACAUUUGAUGCUCUUCUGAACGGUGACCUGACUCCCUACCCUUCCUUCUUCUACAACAUCACUGGAGGGUCUAACUACUUCAACUACCUCAGGACUGUGGAGCCCCCAGAGCAGGAGUACUUCGGGAAGUACCUGGCCAAACCUGAGGUGAGGAAAGCCAUCCAUGUGGGGAACCUGACCUUCCACGAUGGGUCAGAUGUGGAGAAACAUCUGUUGAGUGAUGUCAUGCAGUCUGUCGCGCCCUGGAUAAUCACCAUUUUGGAUAACAACUACAAGGUAUUGAUGUACAAUGGUCAGCUUGACGUGAUUGUUGCGGGGCCUCUGACCCAAGCCUUCCUCCAGCGGCUUCAGUGGUCCAAACUGAAGCAGUACCAGAAGGCUGACAGGACGGUGUGGAAAAUUAACCCUUCAGACACCGAGGUGGCUGGCUUCGUCCGACAGGUGGAUAACUUCUACCAGGUGAUUGUCAAGGGUGGCGGCCAUAUUCUUCCGUUCGACCAACCAGAGCGGGCCUUCGACAUGAUUGACAGAUUUGUCUCCGGCAGAGGUUUCCAAUGACCAAUCAGAAAAGAGCUUUUAAUUGAUUGACAGUUUUU